Molecule: messenger RNA, 1329 nt
Organism: Torulaspora delbrueckii
Lineage: Eukaryota; Fungi; Ascomycota; Saccharomycetes; Saccharomycetales; Saccharomycetaceae
Gene: ERG9
Product: bifunctional farnesyl-diphosphate farnesyltransferase/squalene synthase
Exons: 1
Coding region: 1-1329 (442 amino acids)
Biological process (GO): ergosterol biosynthetic process; farnesyl diphosphate metabolic process
Cellular component (GO): endoplasmic reticulum membrane
Molecular function (GO): squalene synthase [NAD(P)H] activity
Source: RefSeq, a predicted model, not a curated record
AUGAGUAAAGUCUUAGAGCUGUUGGCUCACCCUGAUGAGCUAAAAGCUGCAUUGAUCCUGAAAUAUAUCCGUAAGCCACUUAACUCUGCUACAGAUACUACCAAAACACCAGAAUUAAGAAGAUGUUAUGAACUAUUAACCCUGACCUCCCGUUCAUUCGCUGCUGUUAUCAUGGAACUACACCCGGAGCUGCGUAACGUCGUCAUGUUGUUCUACCUUGUUCUGCGUGCUCUGGACACUGUCGAGGACGAUAUGACUUUGGAUCCAAAACUAAAAGUGAAAUUGUUACGCGAAUUUGACUCUAAACUAGACACUUUGGACUGGUCCUUCGAUGGCAAUGGACCCAACGAGAAAGAUCGUGCAGUGCUUGUCGAGUUCCCUUGUAUCUUGAAAGAGUACCAUGCUUUGAAACCAGCAUACCAAAACAUCAUCAAGGAAAUCACCCACAAGAUGGGCAACGGUAUGGCCGAUUACAUUCUCGAUGACAAUUUCAAUUUGAACGGUGUGCAAACCGUCAAGGACUAUGAUCUCUACUGCCACUACGUCGCCGGUCUCGUCGGAGACGGACUAACCCAAAUGAUUGUCCACGCCCAGUUCGGUACCAAGGACUUGUACCAGGGCAACGAACAACUCUACGAAAGUAUGGGUCUCUUUUUACAAAAGACCAACAUCAUCCGUGACUACGCGGAAGAUCUCGAGGACAAAAGAUCUUUUUGGCCCCGUGAAAUCUGGUCCCAAUACGCAAAGUCCCUACCGGACCUUGCCAAACCCGACCAAACCGUUAAGGGCUUACAAUGUAUCAAUGCCUUAGUACUAAACGCCCUAUCCCACGUGACCGAUGUCCUCACUUACCUAAGCUCAGUCCACGAGCAAUCAAGCUUUCAGUUCUGCGCAAUCCCACAGGUAAUGGCAAUUGCUACACUCGAUCUAGUGUGCAACAAUCCAGAGGUUCUGCAUCGAAACGUUAAAAUCCGCAAGGGCUCCACGUGUCGGCUGAUCCUAGAAUCUCGGACAUUGCGUGGCUGCGUAGCGAUCUUCCAAAGACACCUUCGUGCAAUCAAACGUCAAAUACCCGUUCAGGACCCCAACUAUCUUAAGAUUAACAUCCAAGUUGCCAAGAUAGAACAAUUUAUUGAAGAAAUGUACCAGGAACAAUUGCCACAAAACGUGCUUCCACAGGAGACUGCCGUGUACAGAAGAACACAAGAAAGAACCCGCUGCGACGACCUCGUGGCCGCCAAGAUCCAAGAAGAACAAACUACAUUUAUGCUUACAUGCACUGCUUUGUGCGCCUUAGCAGCGGCACUUAUCGUGUAUAACAAGUACUAG